GUAAAGUAAGAAUUAGUAGAAAAAAUGCGAAAUGAUCUGGGAUAGUCCUAGUUAAAGAGGUAAUAGAUUGACGUUAUCUCAGAUACAGGGUCGAUUCCUAUAACAUUCUAAAAAACAAUUGAGCAAAAGUAUUCUUGUCAAUAAAGUCUCAGUUAAAGAGGUAAAUACACUCUUUGUCUCAAUUAUAGAGGUAAAUGUGACUAUAAAAUCCAAAAUACUCACUAACAGAGGUAAUUCACUGCUAAAGUGUCGGGACCGCACCAUGAGUCCCAGCUAUGAAGGUUUCUCACUUAUCCAGGUCCCACUUAACCAAGUUUCACUGUGUAUAAUCAAGCUUUUCAAUCUCCAUUAUAUCACGAUUGUAUAAAAUACUAAUUCGAUUGGCAUUAACGAUUGUCCCCUGUCUUUGUCCCGUUUUACCACAGAACAAAACUUUUGAGCCUUACGGAACUAACGGAACUGAGGUUGCUAGAGCUCAACAAGGAUGCGGAGUGUUAGAGUCGGCUACAUAUAUUAUAUGUAACACUCUGGAGUUGGAAGCGUCCAUAGGCUAUGGAGACUGCUUACCGUCAGGCGGGCCGUAUGCUGGUUUGCCUCCGAUGUAGAAUAAUAAAAAAUAAAAUUUAGUAACUAAAUAGACCUUCGCAGACAACACUUUGAGAGUUGCUGUUAUAUGCGAUUUAGUUUACCUUUUCUUAAUCUUGUAUUAUCUUUAGCGCUGAUUUAUGUAAUUGUAUUCUAUUAUAUUAUCUACAUAAUAUUUUAUCAACCAUGUACAUGUAUAUAAUAACACUCGUUAUUACCUGGCUUCUGCAAAGAUUAGGUCUAUAGCUAGUAUAUAUCUUUGCUCAGUGUGAACAUGUUGGCUGUAGCACUUGUUGUCCUUAUAGCAUCUCUCAUUUAUAUCUACGGUACGAGAAAUCAUAAGUAUUGGGCGGAAAGAGGCAUCAAACAUGACAAACCCUUACCGAUAUUUGGAAACGCGCUGUCCAAGUUCUUCCAAAAAAUCAGUCUCGCUGAUUUGUAUUCAGAGGCUUACAAAAAAUACCCCAAUGAAAGGUUCGUGGGGAUGUAUUUGGCCAACAAUGUCAUGCUGGUCCUAAGAGACCCUGAACUUAUAAAGCAUGUGCUUGUGACUGACUUUCAAUGUUUCCAUCCGCGAGGCUUACUUGACUUACUUCCGACGGACGAUGUACCAGAGCCGAUGAUGAGGAACCUUUUUCUGGCCGAUGGAGAUCUCUGGAAAUUGCUGAGACAGCGGCUGACGCCUGCGUUUACUACUGGAAGGCUCAAAGCCAUGUUUCCGUUGAUAAUUGAGAGAGCAGAGAAAUUACAGGACAUAGCUAUCGAAGCUGCCAAUACUGGUGUCGAAGUAGACAUUCGGGAACUCAUGGCUAGAUACACCAGAGACUUCAUAGGAGCUUGCGGCUUUGGCAUACACGAUGACAGCCUAAAUGACGAAAACUCUAUUUUUCGGCGACUCGGGAGGCGGUUGUUUACUCGGACAAAGCGAGAUGAUUUCGUGGCUAUAGUAAAGAUCAUGGCACCGAGCCUGUUUAAGAAACUCCACUUUUUAGUUCCUGAAAUCGAAGAGAAUACGAUGUUGUUAGUGACAAGUAUAUUAGAACAACGGAAUUACCGGCCUUCGGGGCGAAACGAUUUCAUAGACAUACUUCUAGAAAUCAAGCAGGAAGGGAAAAUUGUAGGAAAGUCUUUCGAGAAGGAUAAAGCUGAUGGAACUACAGAUGAGACUGAGUUGGAGUUAAAUGAAGUUAUGAUGGCGGCGCAGGUGCUAGUGUUCUUCGUAGCAGGGUUCGAGACGUCAUCGUUGGCCUCCAGCUACACGCUGCAUCAGCUCGCAUUCCAUCCUAAGGCGCAGAUAAAAUGCCAGGAGGAAAUCGAUGAAGUGCUAGGCCGAUAUGGGAAGCUAAGCUACGAGGCCGUUAAGGAGAUGAAGUAUUUAAAAAUGUGUUUCAGGGAAGCCAUGCGCAUGCACCCGCCCGUGGGUUUCCUGGCUCGCCGGUGUGUUAGUCGCUACACUUUUCCCGGCACCGGCGUCACCAUUGAUCCAGGCGUCGGUAUCAUCGUGCCCAUCGAUGCGAUGCACAACGACGAGCUAUUCUUCCAGGAACCAUAUCGGUUCUUCCCAGAGCGAUUUAGCCCUGAGGAUGAGAGUCAGAUCCCGAAGCACGUAUACUUGCCUUUCGGAGAGGGACCCAGAGCGUGUAUAGGAGAGCAGCUGGGGCUGAUGCAGUCGCUGGCGGGGCUGGCGGCGCUUCUGCAGCGCUGCUCCGUCGCGCCCGGGCACCGUACGGUCAGGAAUCCCGUCACGGACCCCGCAUCUACCUUAACGCAAACCCUGCUUGAAGGCCUCCCUUUAGUGAUACAGCGAAGGACUGAAUAAGUUCCGGGAAUAAAGAAGUUGCUGGUG
Molecule: messenger RNA, 2431 nt
Organism: Cydia pomonella (codling moth)
Lineage: Eukaryota; Metazoa; Arthropoda; Insecta; Lepidoptera; Tortricidae
Product: cytochrome P450 6B2-like
Exons: 4
Coding region: 860-2404 (514 amino acids)
Molecular function (GO): iron ion binding; heme binding; oxidoreductase activity, acting on paired donors, with incorporation or reduction of molecular oxygen
Source: RefSeq, a predicted model, not a curated record